AUGCGGCUCUGGGUGGAUCCCGAUUCUCUCCACGACGACGUCGCCGAUGCGCCGCCGACGUCGACGAUGCAUCGCCAGUGCGUCGCCGAUGCGUCGCCGAUGAGGCGCGAUCCUCCGUCCGACCCCACCUGCUCGGGCCCUGUCUGGGUGGCCUCUGCGCGCGGACGCUCGCCGAGCGGGGCAUCCGCGGAGGGGCGCCCCAGUUUUUCCGUGGGGCCGCGGCCCAGGGGCCCAGCCUGCGGGGCUGCGGGCGAGGUUUUUUUUGGGGGGAAGCACAUAAUGAUAAACAUUAAGGCCAACAAAUACGUGGAGAACGAGUACCAGGGGCUGGCCGAGGUGUUCAAGCGGCUGAAGAUGGAGUCCACCGCCACGGUCGACGACUGGAAGAAGCACGCUGGGGCCCUCUCCCAGGCCUGCGACAAGGUCAGGGACGACCUGAAGGAGCUCGGGAGCACCGCGAGCAAGGGGAAGUGUACGAAGGCCGAGGACGUUGCGCUUCCGCAGCUGUUCAAGCGUCGGAGCCACCAGAGGUCUAGGCCGAAGGACACCAUCGAGGGCUGUGCGGUCGUAGACGACCGGAAAGCCCUGACGCCGACCGACUGCAAUUGCGCUGCGGGCGAUGAGGCGAAGGGCUGCAAGGAUGCCGCCAACGACUCCGACCACGUGCUGCAGUGCGCGCACCUGCGCCGGCGGGACCUCGACACCACCCAAUCAUAA
Molecule: messenger RNA, 717 nt
Organism: Prorocentrum cordatum
Lineage: Eukaryota; Dinophyceae; Prorocentrales; Prorocentraceae
Source: the annotation of a GenBank genome assembly